This is a messenger RNA of Pungitius pungitius (ninespine stickleback), 2931 nucleotides long. It is a transcript of the gene gabrb4, whose product is annotated as gamma-aminobutyric acid type A receptor subunit beta4. The coding region runs from base 596 to 2137 and encodes 513 amino acids. Gene Ontology annotation, molecular function: GABA-A receptor activity; extracellular ligand-gated monoatomic ion channel activity; neurotransmitter receptor activity. The transcript has 10 exons. NCBI's taxonomy places the organism in Eukaryota, Metazoa, Chordata, Actinopteri, Perciformes, Gasterosteidae. Gene Ontology annotation, biological process: chemical synaptic transmission; nervous system process; signal transduction. Gene Ontology annotation, cellular component: synapse; plasma membrane; GABA-A receptor complex. The record is from RefSeq and is a predicted model, not a curated record.
AAAAAAAGGGAAUGAAGAUUUCAAUUUUCUUUUUUUUUAAACCCACCGCUCCCCUUCAGCCGACCAGCGUUUCCAGCUCAAACAAAUAUCUUCUAAACCAGCAUCACGUUGUGGAAUAGUCUGGCGCCACAGCAUCGCUGGAACCAUGCCUCUUCUGCAGAUUUGGACUGGGAAAUUUCAUCCACCGAUUUGAUCAUCAAGAAGCUGCCGCUCAGUCAUUCAUGCCAGUGUUUGUUUUUUUAAAGGGAGGAAUACUUAUCAUCACUUUCAAAAGUAUUGUGUAUGCUGUUUUUUGAGCAAGAUGUCGGAUCUUCUGGUGUUGGUCGAGGGGCUCUGUGACCUGCACGGAUUUCCAUAGCCGGAAAAAACAGCGGGGGCCAAUUCCACGAUUUAAAAAAAUAAAAGAAACAAAAAACAAUAACCCAAGAAACCUAUUAGAAGAACACAUCGCAUUUGUAGAUGUAGGGUAGUUCAUUCGACAUUUUUAAAAGGCAAUCUCGUUUUUUUAUUGCCUAUUGUUACUUUGUGAAUUUUCUAGAGGACCACUGGACUGGUUGGAUUAUAGAAACACAUAUAUAUUUAAGGAUUUGUUGAGAUGUUGGGUCGUCAAGAAGAUAAAUUAUGUGGAAUUUUCUCUGCUCUGGCGGCUUUGUCCUUCUUCUUCUGCUUUGUUCAAAGCUCUUCCACUGGAAGCACCGGAAUGUCUGUGGCCAAGACCACCGUGGACAAGUUGCUGAAGGGAUAUGACAUCCGUUUGAGGCCAGAUUUUGGAGGUCCUCCUGUCGUCGUGGGAAUGAGCAUCAACAUAGCGAGCAUCGACUCCAUCUCAGAAGUCAACAUGGACUACACCAUCACAAUGUAUUUCCAGCAGAGCUGGCGGGAUAAGCGUUUGGCCUACAACGAGCUGAAGCUAAACCUGACUCUGGACAACCGUGUAGCAGACCAGCUUUGGCUCCCUGACACCUACUUCCUUAAUGAUAAGAAGUCCUUUCUUCACGGUGUGACGGUAAAAAACCGGAUGAUUCGUCUGCACCCAGAUGGCACCGUGUUAUACGGACUGAGAAUAACUACUACUGCUGCUUGCAUGAUGGACUUGAGGAGGUACCCUCUUGAUGAACAGAACUGCACCCUGGAGAUUGAAAGCUAUGGAUAUACCACGGAUGACAUCAUAUUUUUCUGGCAAGGAGAGGACAGAGCAGUGACGGGCGUUGACAAGCUGGAGUUACCUCAGUUUUCCAUCGUAGACGUCCGUUUAGUGUCCAAGGAGGUCAAGUUUGCCACAGGUUCAUAUCCAAGGCUUUCGCUGAGUUUCAGGAUUAAGAGGAACAUUGGAUAUUUCAUCCUGCAGACAUACAUGCCGUCCAUCUUGAUCACCAUCCUCUCCUGGGUCUCCUUCUGGAUCAAUUAUGAUGCCUCUGCAGCUCGGGUGGCCCUGGGUGUGACAACGGUGCUUACCAUGACUACAAUUAACACCCACCUUAGGGAGACUCUCCCAAAGAUUCCGUAUGUGAAAGCCAUCGACGUCUACCUCAUGGGCUGUUUUGUGUUUGUGUUCCUGGCCCUGCUCGAAUAUGCCUUUGUAAAUUACGUGUUCUUUGGCCGGGGCCCUGCGCAACAAAAGAAAAUCAAUGAGAGGCUGAACAAGACCAACAACGAGCGCACAAGAUACGAAGAGAAGCGCCUGAGGGAACAGGACUCCAUUUCCGUGCCGUAUCAAACCAACACCUUCAGGUCAUUUACACAGCGAAGAAAUCUGUAUCUCGAGGAACAAAGAAAAGUUGGGGUGGAUGCUUAUGGAAACAUCCUCCUCACCACACUGGAGAUGAACAACGAAGUGAUGCCUUCUGACGUGGGAAGCAGCGUCAGUGACUCUCGGAAUUCCGUCAUGUCCUUUGACAGCUCCGGGGUCCAAUUCAGGAAGCCCAUGGCUCCGCGCGACGGCUUUAGCCACCACUCGCUGGACCGGAGCGCCAUGCGGAGCCGGGCCAACUGUCGGCUACGACGACGCUCCUCCAAGCUCAAGUUGAAAAUUCCAAACCUGUCAGAUGUUAGCACCAUUGACAAGUGGUCCAGGGUCAUUUUCCCUAUCACCUUUGGAUUUUUCAACCUAAUCUACUGGUUGUACUACGUGAAUUGAUGUGCAUCCCACUAGGAAUCAUGGGCCAUAUUUUGAGAGCACAUUAAAUUGGCUUUGAUACAGUUCCAAAAUAUGUAUACACAUAUACAAGUUGAACAUAUGUAUAUGCAUAUUUAUAUAUAUUAUAUUUAUAUAUACACCUGUCAAAUCUGAAGGACCUUUCUGCUGUACAAAGUAUUAUUAGGAUGACUUGAAUGUUUAAGGAGAAUUGUGGGAGAAGACUUUCAAGGCUUUGAGUAUCUUUUUCCUGGUGAAAGAAACAAAGAAACAAACAACAAACAAACACAAAAUCCCACCUGGGGGUUUCGGGACUAAAGACUGCAUGAUAUUUUUGCUAAAAGUGGAAGUUAAAGCUCCUGAGAGAGAAAAAGAUGUCUCAGAGUCGCAUUGACUUUUUAGUGAUACUUAUUGUAAUCAAAAAAUUCCUCUACUGCAGCUCAUAAAAUCAGUGGUGGCUCGUCGGUUCAGGCAUCAGUCGAGGGAGAUCCGUGACACCCCCAGCCACCCUCACCGAAACCCCAUCCCCCGACCCCCCACGACCCCACCCAUCGGCCAUGGAUAACAUGCACGGAAAUAUCCGGUUCUACUACUGUAUAGCAACCUUGUUUGGAUUAUGUGUUGUACCUUGGGUUUUUUGAAGUGGUAUCGUUCUCUUUAUCAGACAUCAGCGCCGGCCGAACGGGCUCCAUCAGAGGCCCGUGUGGAUGGGAUGUUUGACCGCAGCAUUCCCGCCCAUCGUCAACGCAAACGUGUGUUCCUUUCUCUUCUCAUGUUAUUUUUAGAAAACAUGUACU